AUGUUGUUUUUAUUGUUGUCGAAUCCGGAUGACUGCUACGGCCAUACUCAGGAGCUUGCGCCGGAUUUGAAACGCAAAGUUGAUGAACGUCGGAAGGAAUCGGCCGAAUGGGACAAGUUAUAUGGCAACACGACCGGUCUGUGUUCUGAAACACGAUCAAGUGACAAGACCACAGACGCAGAUUCGCUGAUUUGCUUACUUCUUCUAUACUUGUCACGAGUAGUUGAAACGCAAUAUCAGAAAGCUGUAGAACGUGAAGGGUCAAAGAAGGUCUAG
Puccinia triticina is the source of this 276-nucleotide messenger RNA. RefSeq lists its product as uncharacterized. The record is from RefSeq and is a predicted model, not a curated record. The coding region runs from base 1 to 276 and encodes 91 amino acids. Lineage: Eukaryota; Fungi; Basidiomycota; Pucciniomycetes; Pucciniales; Pucciniaceae. The transcript has a single exon.